AUGGCUGAGAGAUCCAAAUGGACUUCAUCACCUGAUUCCUCCAAUGAGAAUUCCCCAGCAGUGCCCCCAGAUGAACAGGGUCAGGGUGAUGCCCCACCGCAACAUGAAGAUGAGGAACCUGCAUUUCCACAUACUGACCUGGCAAAGUUGGAUGACAUGAUCAACAGGCCUCGAUGGGUGGUUCCUGUUUUACCAAAAGGAGAAUUAGAAGUGCUUUUGGAAGCUGCCAUUGAUCUCAGUAAAAAAGGCCUUGAUAUUAAAAGUGAAGCAUGUCAACGUUUUUUUACUCUCAGAGGAUCUCUAAUUAGACUCACAGCAGACUUCUAA
Messenger RNA from Lepus europaeus (European hare), 327 nucleotides. Its product is annotated as probable ubiquitin carboxyl-terminal hydrolase FAF-X. The coding region runs from base 1 to 327 and encodes 108 amino acids. The transcript has 4 exons. Lineage: Eukaryota; Metazoa; Chordata; Mammalia; Lagomorpha; Leporidae. The record is from RefSeq and is a predicted model, not a curated record.